GUGUAUGGAGGCUUGGUUGCGUUGCUAGUGUAGAAUAUGUCACACAAACGCACAUUUUUUCUAUGUCUGCUAAGUUGAAAUCUAUAUGCGUUAAAUAUCGUCCUCUGUCCAUGGUGUACGUGAAUAUAUCACGAGGAGUUAUCCUGCGGGAUAUCAAGCCUGAAAAUUUCGCGAUGGGCAUCGGGGAGAAGUCUGACAUCGUGCAUUUAUUCGACCUCGGUUUGGCGAAGAUCCAUCCACAGGAGUACGCGUCAUUUUGGACGGGGUUGGUGCGGCGCAAUCUAAUUCCUGCUCGAGGCUGACGAGGAGCAGAAGGACGGCGAGACGAUCUUGAAGCACUGCGAAUCGUCCUACUAUAUCUCUUGCAUGGUUGUCUGCCUUGGCAAGGCAUAUACUCACCAAGCAUCGAGGCCAAGCUACUUCGAAUUAGUGAGACUCAAAGCUGGUUCAGCAUUCCGAGACUUGCUUGUACGCUCACCUGUGGAACUCACGACGUACUUCGAUCACUGCCGCGGUUUGAAGUUCGAAGACAAGCCGAAUUACGCAAUGCUGAGACAGUUGUUCGGUCAGAUAAUGGAUAGGGAAGGGUACACCAGGGAUACCAGGUUCGACUGGGUGGAUGGAAGUUCCCAAAACGGUAUACACUGGUGCCUGAGAACUAUCACUGGGACAUCCGAUUCACAGAGGGAGAUGUGUCCAUGCUACAGUACCUGGAACCUUACUUUUAUUGACCGCAAAGUACUUGAAUGCUGCACAAAUGUCGCCCACUUCGAGGUCCUGGCAUUAUGCAGACUACCUAGAAAUGAUGUGCUAUAUAAGUAGGUCAAUUUCUUUGAGGUGAGAGACGAAAUAUCGGUGACCAAUUUGCAACCUUGCAUGAACGCAAAUCAUCUCGUGGUAUACAUACCGCUUCGCAAUGGUAUCAGGUUGCUUUGUAGCCCUCAUACAGCUUUGG
Molecule: messenger RNA, 955 nt
Organism: Suillus paluster
Lineage: Eukaryota; Fungi; Basidiomycota; Agaricomycetes; Boletales; Suillaceae
Exons: 4
Source: RefSeq, a predicted model, not a curated record